This is a messenger RNA of Vigna radiata var. radiata (mung bean), 2340 nucleotides long. Its product is annotated as eukaryotic translation initiation factor 2D. Gene Ontology annotation, biological process: formation of translation preinitiation complex; translational initiation. NCBI's taxonomy places the organism in Eukaryota, Viridiplantae, Streptophyta, Magnoliopsida, Fabales, Fabaceae. Gene Ontology annotation, molecular function: translation initiation factor activity. The coding region runs from base 88 to 1869 and encodes 593 amino acids. The transcript has 9 exons. The record is from RefSeq and is a predicted model, not a curated record.
UUAUUUAGAGAAUAAAAGAAGGAAGGAAAACUGAGAGUGGGUUGUGUUUGGUGCAGAGAAGCGAAGUGAGAGCGAGAGAAGUAGAGAAUGUUCAAGAAGGCGGUGGAGGCGAAAUCUCACCAGAGGCUCUCUGGUGCGGACAGAAAGAAGCUCAGACGAAGCAUUAAGGACAAAUUCCAGAGGGUUUCUGAUUCCGACUUAGACGCCUUGCUUCCUCCCAAGGCAGAAAUUGCAGUGGCCAAGUUUCAAAACCGUGUUCAUGUGUAUGCUGUCGAGGGAGGCUUUCCGAUGUUCUUCGACGUUGAUGGUCGCGGCUCUGACAUUUUCCCAACAGUUUAUGCACUGUGGAUUGUCCCCGAGCUGCUGCCUGCGUUCGUGCUCAAGGGUGGUGAGGUUUCCCGGUUUGUUAUUGGAGGCGCAGACUUGAUGUUCCCAGGUAUAACGGUGCCUCCCGAAGGUCUUCCUUCGUUUCGGGCAGGGGAGCCUUGGGCCGUCAAAGUACCCGGAAAUCCUGCUCCUAUUGCAGUUGGGAGUACCACCAUGAGCAGCGAUGAAGCAUUGAAAGCUGGAUUGCGUGGAAAGGCGCUAAGAAUAACUCAUUACUAUCGUGAUUUGCUUUGGGAAUCUGCCGAAGGCUGUUAUGUGCCUAAUGCUGGUUUUUUCGAAGAUGUCGUGUUUGAGGAUCCUUCUUCGUUACAAGCUUCUUGUGAUUCCGAUUCAACUGACGUUACUGGUGAGACAUCAACUGAUCAUCAGAACAACCAAAAAAGUGACGGAGUGGUGGAAUCUCUGGAUGUGAAUGAGUUACAACAUGAUUCCGCCUCUGGAUUGAUGUCACCGGAUGAUGGUGAAAAUGGUGCUGCGACUGGAGUAACUGAAAGCAUGGCCGAUUUGAAGUUACCGGAUACUGCGUCUGGUAAUGACCCUAACGACCAACAGACUCUAUCAACUGCAGAUAUAGAUUCCCUGUUAGAUAAGUGCCUUCUUCAAGCUUUGCACACAACAGUGAAGGACAAAGACCUUCCAUUGCCUGGAAGCACUCUAUGGUCGAACCAUGUAUUACCAUGCAGACCUUCAGGAAUUACUUUGGAUAUCAAGAAAUCUUCCUACAAAAAGUUAUCAAAGUGGUUACAAGCAAAAUCCACCUCUGGCUUGAUUUCAGUGAAAGAAGAUAAACACAAAAAGGAAGUCAUGCUGUUUUCAGUAAACCGAAACCAUGCCGAUUAUUCAUCCUUUAAGCCUGAAAAAAGGCGAGUUGAGAAAAGUGAGCAGCCUAGUGUUCAGUCUGCUAAUGAAGUUCGUACGUCCAAAACUCUUGAAGUUGCUGAAAUCUACAAGCCCAGUGUACAUGUCAAUGCCAUAUUUUCAGCUGUAGGAGCUGACCCAGGGAAACUUUUUAGUGCUUCUGAAGCUACCGAUAUUGUCUUCACAUAUGUUGAGAAAGAAAAUCUUGUUAAACCAACAAAUAAAUCCAUUGUGAUUCUUGAUGCACUGUUAUGUGAUUCACUGUACAAGGGGGCUAUUAAAAAAGGAACAACUUAUCCUACAGAAAUUCACAAGAAGGAUUUAGGAUCAUCAUUUGUGAGCCGUAUGCAGCCUCACCAUGUUGUAACCAGAGGGAAUGAAUCUGUAGUUCGUAAAGGUGCACUUAAAACAAUUCAGUUAUUGACAGAACGACGGCAAGGCAACAAGAAGGUAACCAAACUCUCGGGUAUGGAAAGUUUUCUUAUAGAUGCUGAAGCAUUGGCGUCAGAACUGCAGAAGAAGUUUGCAUGCAGUACCUCUGUCGCAGAACUGCCAGUUGAUGGAAUGCUGAUGAUACCUGAGAUUAUAAAACUACGUUUGUGGUCUCUUAGGUGGAAAGGAUAAGGUAAAAAAGGGCAUGAAGUUUUGGUUCAAGGAGGGGUUAUCGAUGACUUAGCUAGGCAUUUGAUUGAACAAUAUGGAGUGCCAAAGAGAUACAUUGAAGUUCUUGAUAAAACCAAGAAAUGAGCUACCUACAAUGCUUUUAUUUAACGCUGCUGGGAGUACUUUACUUGGAUGCCUAUAGAUGUAUGUUCUGUAUGUUUCGCACCCGGGUUUAUUGGGUUGAUUGAGAUUAAUAUAAAUGGAGCGAGCAAAGAAUAGAAAUGAACAAAAUACAAAUGUUCUUUCCGAUUCAAAAAAUUGCUGUUUUCAAGUUUAUUGUGAAACUCUGAAUGGAGGAUGCCACCAUUCAGAUCAACGAACUUGAUCAGUCGAGCCAACAUUAACAUUGUUUUCACUCUUCGAUCUGUAAGCUAUAGACUGAACUCUCCCUGUGGUCUUUGAGAUUGGUAGUAUACUCUUAAUUUUAUAAAA